Colletotrichum paranaense is the source of this 102-nucleotide messenger RNA. RefSeq lists its product as uncharacterized. The transcript has a single exon. The record is from RefSeq and is a predicted model, not a curated record. The coding region runs from base 1 to 102 and encodes 33 amino acids. NCBI's taxonomy places the organism in Eukaryota, Fungi, Ascomycota, Sordariomycetes, Glomerellales, Glomerellaceae.
AUGGGUCAGACGCGGCAGGUCACUGUCGUACGAUACAUCGUGCAAGGCACCGUUGAGCAGGUAAGAGUUUCCGCGGCAACAUUACAGAUUAUGAAAGACUGA